GUCCCACAGAACAGCGCCCGGAAUGCCCGUCGACAUCCCAGUCCUCCUAAACGACAUCCCAGUCCUCCUAAACGACAUCCCAGUCCUCCUAUACGACAUCCCAGUCCUCCUAUACGACAUCCCAGUCCUCCUAUACGACAUCCCAGUCCUCCUAAACGACAUCCCAGUCCUCCUAAACGACAUCCCAGUCCUCCUAAACGACAUCCCAGUCCUCCUAUACGACAUCCCAGUCCUCCUAAACGACAUCCCAGUCCUCCUAAACGACAUCCCAGUCCUCCUAUACGACAUCCCAGUCCUCCUAUACGACAUCCCAGUCCUCCUAAACGACAUCCCAGUCCUCCUAAACGACAUCCCAGUCCUCCUAAACGACAUCCCAGUCCUCCUAUACGACAUCCCAGUCCUCCUAAACGACAUCCCAGUCCUCCUAAACGACAUCCCAGUCCUCCUAAACGACAUCCCAGUCCUCCUAAACGACAUCCCAGUCCUCCUAAACGACAUCCCAGUCCUCCUAAACGACAUCCCAGUCCUCCUAAACGACAUCCCAGUCCUCCUAAACGACAUCCCAGUCCUCCUAAACGACAUCCCAGUCCUCCUAAACGACAUCCCAGUCCUCCUAAACGACAUCCCAGUCCUCCUAAACGACAUCCCAGUCCUCCUAAACGACAUCCCAGUCCUCCUAAACGACAUCCCAGUCCUCCUAUACGACAUCCCAGUCCUCCUAUACGACAUCCCAGUCCUCCUAUACGACAUCCCAGUCCUCCUAUACGACAUCCCAGUCCUCCUAUACGACAUCCCAGUCCUCCUAUACGACAUCCCAGUCCUCCUAUACGACAUCCCAGUCGUAGAAAUACCACAAGUAUCAGACUUGACGGAGCUGCAGUAGCGUCUCCUCUCACCGCCCUCUCCUCUGCCUCGCUGUCACUCCCUCUAAUUAGGCUAUUGGAGCGGUCUCAUUUCUCUCCCCCACACUUACACAAUUACUCUCUGUCUGCCUGAGUGUGCGUGUGCGCGCUCACGCCUGGUCUUGGAGGUGUCUUAUGACCCAUUUCGGCUGUAAUUGGGUUAUGUGGGAGAGGUGACUAGUUCCUCCGCGUGGUCCUAGCCUGGAAGAGUGAUCUAGUUGUCGUCUAACCUUUGUCUGAAAGCGUGUGUG
Esox lucius (northern pike) is the source of this 1153-nucleotide messenger RNA. RefSeq lists its product as uncharacterized. NCBI's taxonomy places the organism in Eukaryota, Metazoa, Chordata, Actinopteri, Esociformes, Esocidae. The coding region runs from base 23 to 883 and encodes 286 amino acids. The transcript has 2 exons. The record is from RefSeq and is a predicted model, not a curated record.